Messenger RNA from Saccostrea cuccullata (small rock oyster), 670 nucleotides. RefSeq lists its product as uncharacterized. The transcript is spliced from 4 exons. The record is from RefSeq and is a predicted model, not a curated record. The coding region runs from base 29 to 307 and encodes 92 amino acids. NCBI's taxonomy places the organism in Eukaryota, Metazoa, Mollusca, Bivalvia, Ostreida, Ostreidae.
GAAGUAAACAAAUCCACGUUGUCUGAAAAUGGUGAAAACCAUUGCAACACAGCUUGAAGAUCUAGAAGUAAAGAUCAGAGACUGUGAUUCAAGGCUACAGAACAUCAGUGAUAUUCUACGACUAGAGGAACUCUCUGAAUUUAAAAGACAGUCAUUACAUGAGGAAGAGAAACAAAUUAAAAAGAAACUCUCUAUGUUUGAGGCUGAAUUAAAAGACCUGCGUAAAGAGAACAGAAGGACAAUGUUAGUAUCAGUUUGCCUGGUGGGAAUGAUGUAUCUAGCAUACUGUUUAUUGUGGCAAACAUAGCCUAAUAUUGUGUAAAUUUGUCUUUCAUUCAUUUUAUUAAACUAUGCAAAAUAAUAUAUAGUACAAUAAUGGGUUUCAAGGACAUUAAUUUAUUUAAAGUUGAUAUGAAAUCAUAACUGAUCAUGAAUGAUGGUCUAGAGUAGAUGCACUUCUUAGUUAAAAAAAACUAAUUUUCUAUCUACAUGUAAAUUUAAAAAGAUGCUAGAGAAAAAUUUGCUUAAACAUGUACUUACAUGUAUGUUAUACAAGGUUCACAAAUCUUAAGUAAGCUAAAGGUUCCAUUUACAGCAUAUUUCAUCAUAAAUUACUAGUGUAUGUAUUUGAACUAUGCAAUAUCAAUUAAAUGUUUUGUUUUUAUAGUAA